UGAGCCAAUCCCCGGGACUGGAGAGGGUAACAGUUACCAAAAGAGUGUCAGACGAAAAGCAGCUUCCAGCUCCAGAACGGGACGUCUGCGCCGAGACGCCCUCACGCGCAGCCUGUCGGAUACGUGAACGGUCGCGGCGAAGCUCCAGGCAGCAUUUUAUCUUAUCUGACUCAAACAAAGGACGUGACAGACUUGGAGCGCCCUGUUUUGCACAUGUUAUGGAAGGAGGGGCCUUAACAUAAAGGGGAGGACAAAGCAGACAACCUACAGUAACUCCAACGUUGGCCUUCCCCCUCAGCAUGACUGUCCUCCGCUCGACUGGAUGAAAUGCCUUGACCUCGCCUCCUCCGCACCAUGGCAGCUCUAGUCUCCCCUGUGGCUGCACGCGGCCAGGCUGCUUUGUUUCUCGGCCUGGCGGCGUUGGUGACAGUGGUCACAGCUGACUCACCUGUUGUAGAUGAUUCUCAGCUUGGAUUUUCUGGGCAUGUUACGAGUUCAACGGGGUCAUCACCAUCUGCCUUACCAGCCUCACAUCACACUGCCUUCAAGACUCCAGACUCACCUGGUGCUCUGCCAUCCAUUCCUGGAACAAACCAUGAAGCUAAGCCUGCAGACAUUUAUCACACUACCCCAAUAAUCCCCUCUGAAUUUGUAUUGGGGUCCAAACCAAAACUUGAGGCACCAGCUGAACUUUCCUCAGACUGGAUGUUGGCCAAGACAAAUUCUGCCAUACAGCCCUUCUCUUUCUCAGCUCCUAAAACAUCACAGAUGCACUCUCAAGCAAAUACAUCAUUACCAUCAUCAAGCCCCUCUACAAGGUCAACAGAAUCUCAGUUCGGUCUCAAUUCUGAGGAUAGUCCAUCAGAGCAAACACAGGCAAUCACUACUUACCAACCUUCCCAGCCGGUUAAAAUGGCUUUGGCUGACCCUCCAGCAGAUGAACCUUAUAGUAAAAUGUGGGAUGUAAAACAAUUGAGUCCCAGCAGUACUCCCUUACAAAAGAAUAAACUAGCACAUGACCUUUUAUCUAACUCAAAUGAGAUUCUAAACCCUGGCUAUAUGGGGCCUUUCAUUGACCCCCACAAAACCCCCCACCAUUCAUCUGAGCCCACUGAUAUCUCUCCAGAAGACUUCUACCCAACCAACACCAUGGAUAUUGACUGGGGUUCUGGGGACUAUUUGGAAACUAUGUCAGUUUUAAAUUCAGAUGGAGAUGACUACUCUUUGGUCACAAAGGUACCCUCUGACCUGUAUGAUCUGGGGGACUAUACAGAAAUAUAUGAUACAUCCUUUCCUUCCAGAGUGGGCAUAUUGCCCACAUCCUUGCAUCCUCUUCAUUCCUCAACUUUUCCCAACCUCAUGUCAACGUAUAGCACACCUGUUCCACCUAUCUCCGUCCAUCCCUCUUCUUUGUCCCCAACUGUUCACUAUACAUUGGAACCUACUCCUACUGCAAACAGUAAAACAGCUGAAGCAUCAGAUAUAGAUUGGCCUGAUACGUUCACAAUCCAGCCAACAGAUGUUCUCCUACCUGACAUGAACAGCUUGGAGUAUUACACCAUUCAGUUGAACAAAGAGAGCAAUGGAUCAAACACGGAUAGAGAACACAGGGCCAACAUUACCUCGGUGUCCAUUGGUACUACAGACAUUACACCCACAAGCAGUUUGACCAGUGGUAUUACGUUCGAGGAAGAGGCCUCCAGUGAUAUUUCAGGCUCUGAGCCUGAUGAUGAAUCAACAAUGGAGGAGAAUCCUCCUUCAGUAAAUGUGUCUCAUCCUUUAUAUCCUUCAAUUGUCCCACGCAUCUCCUUUGACCAUUCUACCAAUGAAUUGACUGGACCCACUGUAACUAUUGGCCUAGACAGCACUUCAUUAACAGAUUCCAUGAUACCCCAUGCCACACCGGUACUGCCAGAUGAUAUAAUGACUUCUACCUCUCUGACAGAUGUCCAUUGGUUUGUUACAGAGCCAUUUCUGCAAAGUACCAUACACAACCCUUCUGUCUUUACUGAAACAAUAGCCUUCUCCCCUGCUACCAUUGAACCUGCUGCCAACACAACUGCUGGUAUAUCAGAGUCCACUCCCCAUGAAACUACUUUAACAACUGAAUUAUCUCAGAAUAUCACUUUAACUACAACUGAAGCUACGUCUAAUAUCACUAUGGGCCCCAACGUUGUUUUGAGUGAUGAGGGGGUGACUGGAAUUGACAUCCCAGUCACAAUGACCCUGAUCCCAACUAGCAGUGAAGCUAAUACAGUCUCUGCUGUACCCACAACUACAACUGCCACCACCACUUUUUAUCAAGCAACAACUAGAAUCACUGCCACCACUGAAGCCUCGACUAGUGUAAACGUCAUCUCUGCCCCCAGUGCUAAGACCACAACUACACCAAGACAAUACCUCUGCAACCUAGACAGCCCUGCUUAUUUAGUCAAAAUCGAUUUUCCUUCUGGAGCAACUGUUGGAUACGCCAAAUCUCAAAUCAGAGACAUACUAAAAGCAGAAUUCAACAAAUCAGUGGAACUUCAGAUUGUGAACCCUCCACCAAAGUUUCUGUUUCGAGUGGUGUCUGGUCCAAUUGUAUACACAGCCAUAUCUGUCAUCAAUGCUCUGCAAAGGUCUCGUCGCCGCUUCCUGUCUGUUUCUCCCAACUGGACUUCUCCAGACAGUAAAUAUCAAGUCCACACAGUGCUGCAGUUUGUUCCCAGUCACAUAGAUGUGCGACUGUGCAACUUCAGUGAGAGCAUCGAGAAAGGAUUAACCAUGGCUUUUGCGGAGGUCUGCCGGCGUUCCAGGGAGUCAACAAACUUCACAGUGCAAAUCAUAAACAUCACAAUGGCUACUCCAAAAUAUGAGGCUCAACGGCUACUGAAGCAACCAGUUGACAUCACUUUCACUGUAAAAGGUUCUGCUGGUUAUCUGAUGGGGUCAGAGGUCAGCAAUGCUCUGAUGAGGCUUACCAUGGUGGAAUUCAGCUUCUACAUGGGCUUUCCUGUUCUACAGAUUGCUGAGCCAUUUCAUUAUCCAGAGCUGAACACCAGCCAGCUGCUUCGCUCCUCAUGGGUUAGAACAGUCCUCCUGGGUGUUCUUGACCAGAAGGCGGGUGAAAGGACCUUCCAAGCCAGCAUGGAGCGUCGGGUGGCCAUGUUACUUGGAGAGGCUAUGGGAUUAGCAAGACGUGUUAAGAGAGCCACCACCAUAGGCAACAGCAGUGUUCAGGUUGUAAGCGCGUCCCGGUUGCCUGGUGGGGAUAACCCCUUGGAGAUUGUGUAUUUUGUUGAAGGUCCCAGCGGUCAGAGGAUGCCUGCAGCUCAAACAGCCAACACACUCAACAGCCUGGAUGUUCAAAGGGCUGCCAUUGUUUUAGGAUAUCGUAUCCAGGGCAUUUUAGCACAACCUGUAGAGAAGGUGCCAGCCCAACCCUCCGACACCGAGAACACCAACAUGUGGAUUGUCAUUGGUGUGGCCAUUCCUCUCCUGGUGGUCAUCAUUAUCAUCUCUAUCCUCUACUGGAAACUGUGUCGCACGGACAAGUUGGAGUUCCAGCCAGAUGCCAUGACCUCUAUGCAGCAGAGACAGAAGUCUACUACAUCAUUUAGAGAACCAUCUCUUCAUCAGGCAUUACCUCCAACUAAAAAGCGUUUAGACUUUAGUGAGGAAGAGGAAGGGGAGUCUGAGGAGGAAGAAGAGGAAUAUGAAGAUGAUGAAGAAGAAGAGGAGAUGGAAGGGGGAAAGAGACCGGUAGCUAUUCCAAAAAGCAAACAAAUUCUGAGCAGUGAGUCGGAGACGGAAGAGGAAGAGGAAGAAGAAGAAGAAGAAGACUAUGACGAAGAAGAGGAGGAAGAAGAUGAGGAUGGAGAUGAGGAAAAGCAGAAAGCUAAAAAAAAAGGAAUUAUGACAGGAGAGCAAAUAAAGCCUAAGAGCAAAGCAGCACUAAAGAAAACAGAGGAGAUGAAGAAAGAGGAGAAAAUGAAAGUGUUCAGGACGACUAAAGGGAGGAGAGCUAAAGAGGAGUUACAGGCUCCCAGUGUGAAAGGCUUUGACUUUGCCAAGCUGCAUCUUGGCCAGCAGAGUAAGGAUGAUGUCAUGGUGAUCCAGGAGCCUGUCCCACCGGACCCUGGGCCCCUUUCCAUUAAAGAUGUCCUCAGUAUAUCUGAGAACGGAGAGCUUCCCACAUCCACAUCUAAAACCUCAGGCUCCUCCACCAAGGCGUCCCGCAGUGGCCGAAGGCGAGAAAGGGUCUCGCCUUCAGACGGUGACUCAGUAGUAAGUGACCAUUCCGCUGAGCGAGAGUCAACUGAGGAGAACCUGAGAAGCCACGCCACGCCCAGCGACAGCAAGCAGACGCGUAAGAUCCCCAUCAAUGUUUUAAAUGGCAAGAAUAGAAUUGGUCCGCCACCAAUGAAUGGUACAAACGAGAACCUGUCCUCGGCCUCCAUAUUUGAACAUGUUGACCGAAUGUCUCGGGCCACGGACGCGAGCAGGAGACUCCCCAACAAAGUUCAGCUUAUUGCCAUGCAGCCAAUGCCUGUCCCGCCUCUGCAAAGCCCACCUAUCAAUGGCAAACUGUCCGACAGCAACCACAUCAACAAAGAGAUCCAGGUAGCACUGAGGCACAAGUCUGAAAUUGAGCAUCAUCGCAACAAGAUACGUUUGCGUGCGAAGAGAAAGGGUCACUACGACUUCCCUGCUAUGGAUGAAGUGAGCAGCGGCCUCAAAGACGCAAAAGACCAGGACCGCAUCUAUCAGAAAGCGCAGUUACAGAUUAAUAAGAUACUGGAUCCAGAUCUGCAGAUUCCAUCCAUCUUCAUGGACUCCAAGAAAAGUGGUCGAGGGAGAAACUCUCCCAAACAGCGGCUAAAGGACCAGCUGACUGGAGGUAUGACGGCAGCAGACAAAGACCACCUCAUCACUGAAGACAGUGAUGUUGCCUAUCGAAAGUGCCCCGGUGUCAACAAUGUGGCCUAUGUUUCUGACCCUGACCAAGGCCCAGGAUCCCCUCACAGGAGCCCCUCCCCUGUAGACGAUGUUUUCCUGGAACUCGCCUCCUCUCCUCCUGGCCACGCCCCUCCCCCACCGCCCUACAUGCCACCACAGCCUUCCAUUGAAGAGGCCCGUCAGCAGAUGCACUCCCUGCUGGAUGAUGCCUUCGCCCUCGUUUCACCCACCACUCAGAGCACGACCGCAGGAAUCACUCUCCCAGGGGUCAAUAGCAACCCCCUCACCUCGAGCCCUUCAGGCUGCGGCCCCAGACCUUGGGGUUCCUCCUACCAAGGUCUCGGGCCUGUUGCUGGUAGGUUCACUGAGCUGAGCAUGUCACCUCCUUCUGUCCAAGGCAUCACACCAAGGCAGGACCUCGUGUCCAGCUACCUACCGUCAGGAGAACCAGCAGGACACAGUGAGCAACUUCAACCAGACAGCUUGUACUCCAGCAGGAGCCGCUACACUGGGGAGCUCCCCUCCUCUGCCAGACCGCGACCAGUAGGGGGAACUACAGGUGCCCAUCUCCAUCACCUCACACAGGUGGGGUUGUCCAGUCGGAUGAAUGGAUACCCUGCAGGGGUCAGGGCUGCUCCAGGCCAGAAUGGAGGCAUUGGCUGGAACCACUAUCAUGAGGACAAUUUCUCCAGGGCUGAGCCUGAAAAAGAUGCAGUCUAUUCAGGUUACUCACCCUCCUCUAUCUUCCAGAUGCCCAGAAGUGGUGUCAGGGACCUGUCAGCGCCCCCUGCUCAUCUAGACCCCCCUGUGGUGGGCUAUCUGUCAGGCCCGCCGCCCUUGGAUACAUCUCUUCCCACUCACUCCUCUGCCUCCCUGAUCAAGGCCAUCAGAGAGGAGCUUUUGCGCCUCUCCCAGAAACAGGCGGCUGUGCCCAGUUACCACAGCUGAAGCCCCGCUCUCCAGACCAGUCAUACCACUGAUCCUGCCUGCCCUCUUUGCCUAAUCUAACAAUGCUUCCCAUGGAAGUCCCUAAAGGCUGUACAGCAGAGAGACAGCCCUGCUUAACUGAAGUAAAGAGGUGGCUCAUUGCUCCCUUGAAAAACUGACCUUAUAUAUAGGCUGAACCAGAAUCAGUUCAACUGCAGUCAAGUCAGAGACAGUGUUAAAAGUGUGGGCUUGACCUUUACAGGUGAAAGGACAUUACUGGACCUACAGUAUAAUGCUAUAAUGUCUCUGUUCUGCAUUUCAUUAUGGAUGAGGGAAGGAUCGUGCCAGGUUGUUGGCUUGUCUUCAGCCUCUUUCUAGACUUACUUUUGCUACAUUUCUUCAUACUGAGUAUUUUGACAUUGUUUCAUUCUCAUGUUGCCUUCACCUACCGAUAUUAACUGCAUGACACGAGUCAUUACAAGAGGCGUAUUUGUUGUUUCCCAACACAGGCUCUCAACCUUUGUAUCAGCGUCAGGUGCUACUUCAUGUUUUCUGCCAUGAUGAGCCAUGCUAAACCUUGACACUGUAACGUAGUUCACCCGACCCAGUCUGCUGUCAGAGCCUGCAGUGAAGUCAUGUUUCAGAGGCAUGAAGAGGUAUCCAAGACUAAUAACACACCUUACAUGUACUUAGUGGAGUAUUACAUACUUGUUUUUUACCUCUCAGCUUACUGUUCAUAAACAUGUUUGUCAGUGUUGGAGGUCUUGCGAUUUUGACUCAGAAGCUAACAGAAAGCUAGACAAACAUGGCCUUGAAUCACAGACAGGCUUCAGAGAUGCAGGCUUCAUGUUUGUACUUGACAAGUACAGUAUGGACACUCAAGUACUGUACAUAUGUAUUACGUAUUUGGUUGUAAUCUGAUGCACAGUUUGCUGACUACAUGGCACAGCUCAGCUCUUUCAAAAAGAGAUUCAGUGAAACGGAUGCUUGAGUAGUCGUGAAUGAACUGAUAAUAUAAGGGAAAGUGGAAGUGUUUAACCACCAUCUGAACCAGCAUUGUUUCAUGCAGUAUUUCCAGUUUGCUUGCCUUUUGGUUAGCACAGUAGGACCGUGUACUGUAUUGAUCAAACAGCUGUUUAUGUGCUUUGGAAAAUCACCUUGCCUCAUGUAAUUCACUCCAAUGUCUAUAAUUAGUUAUACUAAUUAGAAAUCAUUAGUCAUUUUUCUGUUAACUUUAUCCUUCCCCAACAUGAUUUGAUGUUUUAGGCCCUGAAAUAUUAUUUUAUUCAAAUAAAAAGAAACAAAGAACUUGGAUUUUAUAGCAGGGUACCCUGCACACACACACACACACACACACACACACACACACACACACACACACACACACACACACGUGGGGACUUCCCAUUGACAUAAUGCCUUCCCUAGCCCAUAACCCUAACCCUAACCAUCACAAAUAAAGGCAGAUGUCUAAUCUUUGAUCUAAUUCGAACCAAAACUCGAUUCUGACCUCAGCCCUAAAAUCACAUCUUGACCCUCAAAAAAGCUUUCGGACUGGUGGGGACCUGCCUUGAUAGCAAAAAACAUGGUUUAUGGUCCCCACGUCGAAGGAAAAACAUGUACACACACACACAGACACACACAAACAAACAAACCAGGAAGGGAUCUGCAGAGGUAACCAGAGCAUAGGUCCCAUGCCUCGCUGUGUUGUUAAUGAUGUGCCUUGUUCCUGCUGGUGAUCAGACAUUAUCCUUGUAUUUAGUCUUUUUCCCAUUUCACCUCCCUUGUUCCUGUUUUGUUACUGACAUUCUCCAUCUGCUGGUUUUCCUCUGUAACAGCAGCCCCCACCUGCUUAUGUUCACAUAUUGUUUUGGAUUUGUUUUCCUUUCAUCUGUGGUGGUGGUUGUUGUUGGCUGGUCCGACUUUGAUUGUCUGCGUGUUUAAUUAUUGCAUUUGUUUGUUGGUUUAUGUGUUUGUUAUUGGCCAUGCUGUUACAACUUCCUUAAAUACAAACUGUCAAACUUAA
Messenger RNA from Betta splendens (Siamese fighting fish), 7891 nucleotides. Its product is annotated as UPF0606 protein KIAA1549. Lineage: Eukaryota; Metazoa; Chordata; Actinopteri; Anabantiformes; Osphronemidae. The transcript has 24 exons. The coding region runs from base 355 to 5886 and encodes 1843 amino acids. The record is from RefSeq and is a predicted model, not a curated record.